Trichoderma atroviride IMI 206040 is the source of this 1867-nucleotide messenger RNA. NCBI's taxonomy places the organism in Eukaryota, Fungi, Ascomycota, Sordariomycetes, Hypocreales, Hypocreaceae. The record is from RefSeq and is a predicted model, not a curated record.
AUGUUCGGCGGAGCUUCCAAGCCUGACAGCGAUUCCAAGAGCGAUGACAAGUCGCCUUCUCCCGAGCCAAGCCCCACCGCUGCGUCCGCCGUGCCCAUCAACAACGCCGACCAGGUGGCCAGCGGCGAGAAACGCAGCGGUAAUGGCAGCCCGCCCACUCGACAGGACGUCGGCGAGAAGAAGCGCAGGAGUAGUGGCGUCGGCAGCAAGGCCAGCAGCCUGCUAGCCUCGGCCAGGAACUCUCUCAACUUCUCCCAAGCCACCCGCUCCGGGUCGGAUUCCGGCGCUCAGACACUGCUGCAGAAGCUCGGCAAGCACGACCCUGCCCUCGGUGUGCCGCAGGGCCAACACAACAAUUCGGCCGGCGAAUCGGCCCCCGGGCCCAAGUCCACCUUCUACGUCGGUGUUUGCGAAGAAAGAAACAGGAGACACCGCCGGACGAUGGAGGACACCCACUCCUUUCUUAAAGACGACAAGGACGUCGCUGUAUCUGAGUCGGACAAUGGCUACUUUGCCAUCUUUGACGGCCAUGCCGGCUCAUUUGCUGCGGACUGGUGUGGAAAGAAGCUUCACAUUGUCCUGGAAGAGAUGAUACGAAAGCACCCCAGCAUGCCGAUCCCGGAGCUCCUGGACAUGACAUUUACAUCUGUUGAUUCUCAGCUCGAGAAGCUCCAAUACCAGUCUAAAAGGAUUAGCGGCUGUACGGCGGCUGUUGCGCUCAAGGGGCUCUCCAGUCGACAGCGCGUCUUGUAUACCGCCAACGUGGGAGAUGCUCGCAUCGUUUUGUGUCGUAACGGUAAAGCCUUGCGCCUAUCUUACGACCACAAAAGCAGUGACGAAAACGAAAAGAAACGAAUCGCCAACGCUGGCGGCAAGGUCGAGGGCUACCGUGUCGGUGGACUGGCUGUUAGUAGAGCGCUUGGAGAUCACUUAAUGAAGAAGCUCGUGACUGGCCACCCAUACACCACAGAAACAGUCAUACAGCAUGACCUUGACGAAUUCAUCAUUAUUGCUUGUGACGGGUUGUGGGAUGUCUGCAGCGAUCAAGAGGCCGUCGACCUUGUCCGAGAGAUUCACGACCCGGGCGAAGGAGCAAAGAUAUUGGUCGACCAUGCCCUCGAUCAAUUCAGCACCGACAACCUAUCAUGUAUGGUUGUGCGACUGGAUAAGGAGGCUCUCGCACGAAGCCAGGCCAGCCAGGAUGCUGAGCCCGAGGCAAACCAUGGUGCCGCCUCCAAAGUGAGCGAGGCAGACAAGAUCGUCAUGGAUACAAAGCAGAAGAUUGCCGACGGUCAAACCCCCGCGGUGGGUGUAUCAGCUAGCAACUCCGCAAACGAGGGGGACUUUGUGCCUACGACGCUGAGCGAUGCGCUUGUUGAGGAGCCUAUUGCCAUUGAGGACAGCGACAGUCCCGAGCUGAUUUCUCUUGACACUUCCAUUGGCAAGCCAGCUGCUGCUGCUGCCCAAGAGUCAAAAGACGAGUCAAAAGAGUUGGCAGACGUCUAGGACUCGGGAACCCUUGCCAUCCAGCCAAAGGCCGUCUGACUGUACCUCAAAAUCGCCCAGACGAGCUGGCCAGCUAGACUAGGCAAGGAUGGGGAAAUGAGAGGCAUGACAUGAUUAGAGCAUACGACGAUGCCUCCAUGUUAUAGGAGGAAAGAAUCCCGGUGGUGUUUGGCCCAGGUUUGAGUAAAUCACACAGUACUACAGAAGGGACAGAGACAGGCGAUGAGGCUGGUAUCUCAUGGAGGGGUUGGGCAUUGGGGCGCAUGUUUGGACCAAGAUGAUGUUGGCAAAGUAUUUGUUUUUGUACGCUAUGCUACCUGUAUCUAUAUGUACGUGGGCCAUUUUAAUGCAAUAGUUUAAG